AUCUUCCUCUCUAUAUAAACCCACCUCUCUCUCCAUCGUCUCUCUCACCUUCUUCUCCGCCCGCGCUGAAACGUCUGCAAGAAGAGAGAGAGAGAGAGAUGAGCACGUACUACAACCAGAAUCAUCCGCCGGUUGGCGCCCCUCCCCCUCAAGGGUACCCAAAAGUUGAAGGGUAUCCUCCUCCGGGGUAUCCCGCGCAGGGUUAUCCGGCGCAGGGGUAUCCUCCGCAGGGAUAUCCUCAGCAGCAAGGAUAUGGCCAGCCCUACUACGAGGAGCAGCGCCCCCGGAAGGACACUAGCUUUCUUGAAGGAUGCUUAGCGGCGCUUUGCUGCUGUUGUCUGCUGGACGCAGUUUUCUGAGGCGGGGCUCCGAAGUUGGGCAGGGGACGGAUUUAGGGAGAUCGUUCCGAUUUCCAUCUCUGCAGAUUGGAAGGAGGAGUUAGUCUCAUGAUCUGUCAGGAUGAUUUGGGCUGUGAUGUCUUUGUUAUUUUAUUGAAUGAUCUCUGUUGAUGUGCAUAUCUGGAGACUAUUGUUAUCCUACUUCCCUCUUCCACUGAUUAUGAGACGUGUGCCUUCUCUGA
Messenger RNA from Rhodamnia argentea, 580 nucleotides. Its product is annotated as protein CYSTEINE-RICH TRANSMEMBRANE MODULE 13. The coding region runs from base 99 to 359 and encodes 86 amino acids. Lineage: Eukaryota; Viridiplantae; Streptophyta; Magnoliopsida; Myrtales; Myrtaceae. Gene Ontology annotation, cellular component: plasma membrane. The transcript is spliced from 3 exons. The record is from RefSeq and is a predicted model, not a curated record.